Contarinia nasturtii (swede midge) is the source of this 1896-nucleotide messenger RNA. RefSeq names its product glucose dehydrogenase [FAD, quinone]-like. The coding region runs from base 49 to 1845 and encodes 598 amino acids. Lineage: Eukaryota; Metazoa; Arthropoda; Insecta; Diptera; Cecidomyiidae. The record is from RefSeq and is a predicted model, not a curated record. Gene Ontology annotation, molecular function: flavin adenine dinucleotide binding; ecdysone oxidase activity. The transcript has 5 exons.
GUUGAAGAUUUGAUUUGAAACAGAGUUAGGGAAGUAAAAAUAGUGAAAAUGUUGGAUUUAAUACAACAGCUUUGUUAUGCCAAGAGUGCUAAUUCUGGAGUGCAAAUAUUUUUAACACUGAUACAAGUGUUCAUGGCCAUACCAUGUUCUGUACUAUCUUCUCAAAUGUGGCCAGAAGACUAUGGAGAAAUCGCAUUGAAAGAAGGUUUACAGAAAUAUAGCUUCAUCGUUGUUGGUUCUGGUUCUGCUGGAGCCAUAGUCGCAAGUCGAUUGAGUGAAGUGAAGAAUUGGACAGUUUUGUUGCUUGAAGCUGGCGGUGAUCCACCAAUUGAAUCUGAUAUACCUGGAGAAUUUUUCGCCAUGAUGAGAAGUCAAGUCGAUUGGAAAUUUUAUGAUAAUUCUUCACUCGUUUGUAAAUCAAAAUUUCGUCCAGAGUGCACCUUACCAAGAGGAAAAAUGCUUGGUGGUAGUUCUUCAAUGAAUUACAUGAUCUAUUUUCGUGGAACUAAAGAAGAUUUCAAUGAAUGGGCUGACCUUGGUAAUAUUGGUUGGGAUUACGAAAGUGUUUUACCGUACUUCAAAAAAUCCGAAGGCAAUCAAAACGAAACUAUAGUUGCAUAUCAGAAUGAGCGCUAUCAUAAUGCAAACGGUCCAGUGAAGAUUUCAUCCGGUACUGCAUCCGAAUAUCAUGAAGCAGUGAUUGAUGCCUUAGUAAAAAAUGGUUUCGACUAUGUUUCUGAUUUGAAUGCCGACAAAGAGACCGGAUUUACCUUGUUGCAAUCAACAAGUGCUGAAGGGCAUCGAAGUAGUACAGCAAAAGCAUUCUUAGCACCAGCAAAGAAUCGUAAGAAUUUGCACAUCAUCAAAAAUGCUUUUGUGGACAAAAUCCUUUUGAAUAGUAAAAAUGAAGCGUAUGGUGUGGAAUUUACAUACAAAGGAAAACACAAAAUGCAAGCUUUCGCUGAGAAAGAAGUAAUUGUUUCAGCUGGUGCGAUUCAAAGUCCUACUCUCUUGAUGCGUUCAGGUAUUGGACCAAGAAGUCAUUUGGAAGAGAGAAACGUGUCUUGCAAAGUGGACUUACCGGUUGGAAAAAAUUAUAUCGAUCACGUAUUCGUAUUUUUGAAUUAUGCAGUGAAUUUUAGUAGUUUGGCAUCACCAAUAUCACAAAAUUCCGAAUCGCGCAGUACUCCAGUUUUGUUUUUAUCUGGACGCACUGACAUAACAAACGGUACUGGGUCGCCUGAUAUUCAAUUAUAUUACAUUCCGUUGCCACGUGGAACUUCAUCAAGUAUCAGUAAUAUUAAUACACCUUUGAAGAGUAAAAAAGAACUAUUGCAAGAGAAUGACGUACUUUUUAUUGUCAUAUCAUUAAAUAAACCGAAGGGGCGUGGUAAAAUCGAACUGGAUGAGUGUGUCACAUGCGAAAGUCCAAUAAUUCAUACAAACCAUUUGAGUGAUCCACGUGACAGAGCAAAGAUAUUACGAGCAAUAAAACAACAAGUGAAUUUACUUAAGACAGAACCAUUUAAAAAGCUCGAACCAAAAUAUAUUCGAAUUCCAAUUGAAGAAUGUGAUGAAAUCGAGUUUUCGUCGGAUCUUUAUUGGGAGUGUAUGAUGAAUUAUACCAGCCUUCGAGGUCAACAUCAAGUUGGCACUAGUAAAAUGGGAACUGACUCAACCUCUGUCGUUGAUCCACGAUGCAAAGUUCAUAAUGUUCAAAAAUUGAGACAAAUUGAUGCCGGAGUUAUACCGGUACCUAUAAAUGCUAAUACAAAUGCCGUAUCGAUGAUGGUAGGCGAAAAAGGCGCUGAAAUGAUUAAAGAAGAUUAUGGUAUAACGAAAUAAAUGAAAACUGUUAUCAAAAAAUCGAAUUAAAGAUUAAAAUUCAACAAUUUA